Trypanosoma brucei brucei TREU927 is the source of this 1434-nucleotide messenger RNA. Its product is annotated as ribonuclease HII, putative. The record is from RefSeq and is a predicted model, not a curated record. The coding region runs from base 1 to 1434 and encodes 477 amino acids. Gene Ontology annotation, cellular component: ribonuclease H2 complex. Gene Ontology annotation, molecular function: RNA-DNA hybrid ribonuclease activity; RNA binding. Gene Ontology annotation, biological process: mismatch repair; DNA replication, removal of RNA primer. NCBI's taxonomy places the organism in Eukaryota, Euglenozoa, Kinetoplastea, Trypanosomatida, Trypanosomatidae. The transcript has a single exon.
AUGUUGGGUGUGAGGGCGUGUUUUUCACAUUCCCCAGCACUUUUGUUUGGUGCCUUCCGGCCCACGAUGCCGUGUAAAAAUAGCGCUGACCGGGGGUCUCAUGAGCGCAAGACCCCGUGGGACGCUUUGCGUGAGCUUCGCGUCCCACCUCGCACGACGGUCGACAGCGUGGCUACGCUUGAUAGUACGCUUGAUAUGGUUGGAUACCAGUUGUUCCGUGACGGUCUUCUUUCCCCACCACCCCUCAGUUUCCUUCAGCGGCGGCAGCAACAGCUCCAGUUCCCGAAGCAUCUCACACCGGAAAUGCGUAGACUUGAAAAGGAAAAGGAGCAGUUAAUGGCACGCAUGCGGAAGAACGGGGUGGUGAUUCGGCGAAGUAUAAAAGAAACGUUUUUAACAAUUGGUUGUGAUGAAGCUGGUCGUGGACCACUUGCUGGGCCGGUGGUUGGGGCGGCCGUAUGUCGCAUCCCACGUUCAAGUUUUAACAACGAUCUAAAGGCACUGUACGAUGCCGAUGAGGAGUUUCAGAUAUUUGACAGCAAGUCAGUUUCGGAAACCCAACGUAAAGUCGUAUAUAACAAUAUCACCGGGUACCACAAUUUGUUUUCAUUAGUGGAAGACCAGGACUUCGUGGUUCACCAUGCCGGGGGCGAUUCGGUGCCCGAUAAUGUGCUGAAGAAACGACUUCCUUCACACACCAAACUGGGCAAACUGCCUUUUAAGAAGCUUCUCUCCAUGCAGACGCCGUAUUUGAUUUCAUACCACGGUAGCAAUGUUAGCGGUAAUUACUUGUACUUUUGGGCCAUUGGUAUUGCAAACCACACUUACAUUGACACGGUUAACAUCUAUUCCGCCUCUAUGAACACCAUGCAUCGAUGUUGCCUCGGUGUUUGGGAUGCGCUGAAUGAUGCGCGUUUUUCCUACCAUGUAGCACCUCGACCCAAAAACUGUUCUAUUGCCCAGUAUCUGUUCUCGAGGUUUUGUAUAACCGCUGCAAACGAUGAUCGCCGGCGAUAUGAGGUUCCCGACCAAAUCGACUUGGUAGAGGGUGCGACUGACUUUUUUGACGCAGAACCUGUCCAGCCUCCAUUGGUCUUAGUUGAUGGGCACACAGCGCCCUACGAAACGGUUUCCGUUUUCACUGAUGUUCAGACGGGUGGCUGCGUGCAGCCGAUCAUAGAGGGCGACAAGCGCAGCCUUACAAUUGCAGCUGCUUCGUGUCUUGCCAAGGUCUCGCGGGAUGAGAUAAUGGACUAUCUUGAUCCAUUGUACCCAAAGUAUCACUUUGCAGAGAACAAGGGCUAUCCUGUGGAUCAUCACAUGCGUGCUGUGAAGAAACACGGUUUGUCCUCCAUCCACCGUAGAUCCUACAGACCCUGCGCGGAAGCGUUGGCAAGGCAAGCGAGGCGCAAAAUGAAAGAUAGCCACUCAUAG